Penicillium robsamsonii is the source of this 1314-nucleotide messenger RNA. RefSeq names its product TRAM1-like protein. Gene Ontology annotation, molecular function: sphingosine N-acyltransferase activity. Lineage: Eukaryota; Fungi; Ascomycota; Eurotiomycetes; Eurotiales; Aspergillaceae. Gene Ontology annotation, cellular component: membrane. Bases 1 to 1314 code for a protein of 437 amino acids. The transcript is spliced from 2 exons. The record is from RefSeq and is a predicted model, not a curated record. Gene Ontology annotation, biological process: ceramide biosynthetic process.
AUGACCGCCAGUUCAUUGCCCCUGAACGGUGCCAACCAAAUGCCAAUGAAAGAAGACGUCCUUAGGCGCAGGAAUAUCAAUGGCUCACCUGGACCCGAGACAAUUGGAAAUGGCCAAGCCAGCCCGUCAAGUUCAUUAAGCUCAACAAACCCAAUCUCGAGCCCUAAAAAGCCGUUUUCUCUCCGUCGCUGUAAGCGCUUCGCGGGUAAGCGCACCUGGACGAUUCCACUGGCUCUCGUGCUCGCCUGCCUCUCACUAUACGCACUCAACCCGACCGAGUCAAACCCAAUCUCUCAUUUUAUAUUCCUCUCUUACAGAGUGGAAUCCCUGAAUGGCGACCCAAGUACCCCCACGCAGUAUGGCAAGGGGCUGUGGGAUAUAGCAUUCGUGUCAUUCUACGUACUCGUGCUAUCCUUCACGCGCGAAUUCAUUAUGCAAGAAAUUCUGCGCCCCCUAGCAGCCUCGCACAUCAAGUCCAGAGCAAAGCAGGCCCGUUUCAUGGAGCAGGCGUAUACUAUGCUGUAUUUUGGUGUGCUCGGCCCCGCAGGGUUGUAUGUCAUGCGCCAGACACCGGUCUGGUACUUCAACACGCGUGGCAUGUACGAACUCUUCCCGCAUAGGACCCAUGCGGCCGAGUUCAAGUUUUACUACCUGUUCGAAGCGGCUUACUGGGCGCAGCAGGCUGUUGUUAUGCUGUUGGGGAUGGAGAAGCGGCGAAAGGAUUUUAUGGAGCUUGUUGCGCAUCAUAUCGUGACACUGGCUCUUAUUGCGCUCAGCUAUCGCUUUCACUUUACGUAUAUGGGUAUUGCUGUUUAUAUCACACAUGAUAUUAGUGAUUUCUUCCUUGCUGUUUCAAAAUCUCUCCAUUACAUCGCGCCGGACAUAAUGAUUCCCUUUUAUGCAACCUCGAUCGGCGCCUGGAUAUAUCUCCGCCACGUACUGAAUCUUCGAAUUCUUUAUUCCCUUCUAACCGAGUUCCGAACCGUCGGGCCCUACGAGCUCAACUGGGAGACUCAACAGUACAAGUGCUGGAUCUCCAACGUCAUCACCUUCGGACUUCUGGCUGUACUCCAAGCUCUGAAUCUCUUCUGGCUGUACUGUCUGUUGCGCAGCGCUUUCAAGUUUCUCGCAACGGGUGAGAAAAAGGAUGACCGCUCUGAAACGGAUGAGGCUGAAAUUGGGCAAGAUGAAUUCGAGGUUGCUGGGGGCAUUAAUGGCCAUGCUUCGCAGAACGGUAGUGCAUCGCCCAGUGGCAAGUUCCAGCAUGCCACAGAUAGCGCUGGUAUCGCUGUCAAGACUCACGGGGCUCGCUGA